GAGAAGCUAUUCGUCGGGUUCGGGCUCGGGCCUCAUGAUAUUCAAAUCCGUUUCCCGCCACGAAUUCGUUUCCCCGGCGAGGCGUUUCCUGUCGUCUUAUCUCCGGGAUCGCUACGGCUUCAUUCCCCCACCCUCCCUUGUGCCCUCCGAUCCAAACCCUAGCUCGCCGGCGGAUUCAGGUUGGAAGAAGAAGAAGAAGAAGAAGAAGCCCCCGUACAAGCCGCCAUCCUCCCUGGAUCUCGCUGGCCGGAAGCCGGUGCAUUCCGACUUGCCAUUCGACUUCCGGUUCAGUUACACGGAGAGCAACCACUUGACGAAGCCUAUUGGGUUGCGGGAACCCAAGUACUCGCCUUUUGGCCCUGGUGCUCUUGACCGCACCUGGACUGGCGUCUGUGCCCCCGCCGUUGACCCCACUGUGCAUUCUGUUGAUGAGGGCGUGCCGGAGGUGGAUGAGGAGGAGGUGAAGGAAAGGAGGGAGAGGAUUCUUGGAGAACCGCUUACGCUGGCGGAGCGGAGCUUCUUGAUUGAUAAGUGCCAGAAGCACAAGACCAAGCGCCAAGUCAAUUUGGGGAGAGAUGGACUAACCCAUAACAUGUUGAAUGAUAUUCACAAUAACUGGAAGCAUUCUGAGGCCGUUCGGAUAAAGUGUCUUGGUGUACCUACUGUUGACAUGAAGAAUGUCUGCACUCAGCUUGAGGAAAAAACUGAAGGUUUAAUUAUCCACAGACAUGGUGGUCAGAUCAUAUUGUACCGAGGAAGACAUUAUAAUCCCAAGAAAAGGCCUGUAAUUCCAUUGAUGUUAUGGAAACCUCAUGAACCAGUUUAUCCAAGGUUGAUUAAAACAGUGAUUGAUGGAUUAACUGUUGAAGAAACUAAGGAAAUGAGGAAGAGAGGACUUGCUAUUCCUGCUUUGACAAAACUGGCUAAGAACGGUUACUAUGCCAGUCUUGUGCCAAUGGUGCGAGAUGCUUUUCUAACUGAUGAGCUAGUUCGUAUAGACUGCAAAGGCCUGCCAAAGAGUGAUUACAAGAAAAUUGGUGUUAAGCUUAGGGACUUGGUGCCGUGCGUUCCUGUGACCUUUGACAAGGAGCAGAUUGUGGUUUGGAGGGGAAAGAACUACAGCAGUGCAACACAAGAAAACUCGGAAGUAAAAUCAUUCCCCCAAAUUGCUGAAUCUGAUGUUGAUGCAGACAACAGCAACUGUUCUCCUGAUCAAAGCUCAGAUGAUAACCAAUUCUCUCACACAUCAGAUGGUAGUGAACCAGAUCAAAGUACAGAUAGUGAAUGAUAUUCUUAGACGGGAAUUGAAGCUGCACAAGAAACACCAAGAUACUCAUAUUUCACUCAGUGUUAAGAUUUUGCAAUUCAGAUUCCUCCUUUGUUUAGUGAGAACUGGUGCUGGGAUGAACAAGCAAAUGAUGAACUGCAAGUCAACAAAUUUCAGCUUUUACUUGCCAUACUCUUCGGUAAAAGAAAAUCUCCACAGGAUUAUCAGAUUAGGAAAACUGUUUACUGUUGAUUCAGCGAGAUAUUGAUAGGCUAAUUAUAUUUCUCUCUCUUUGAGAGUAACAUCUAUGCCAAAGAUUUUGAUUUAUUAGUGAUGUUACUUAAACUGUGGUUUGAUAUAGAUCACAGAGUGCAAAUUUGUAAGUCUUUACAUGCAAUUACAAAUUUUAUGCGGGUGUAUAUGCAAAAUCUCAUGGACUGUGUAAACAAAAUAGAGAGCUGUGUCUUGCACUAAGAACUUCUUUGCUACGUCUGGCAUCCUCCUCUUCUCGCCUCUCUCUCUCUCUCUCUCUCUCUCUCUCUCUCUCUCUCUCUCUUGAACAGUAGCUCUAAUGGCGAAAUGUCUGGCAAUUAUCCCCCAUUUUGUCCAUGUGGUCCUCUUAAACCGCCCUGUUCCCACCCAAUCUCCUUCCUCCGUCCUCGGUGCCAUUGCCGUUCUCUCCCUGGGCGAGUAUGCUUGGAAUGGCAAUGCCAGGGGUUUGGGCAAUGAAAUGGAGCUGGGGAAUGAGAAUGAUGGUUUUGAGGCGCACUUUGGUGGGAUUGGAUCGACGGGUGGGAGCUUGAUGAUAUUGUGAAUCUGUGAGAACCUGGAAGUUAUUUGCUUCGUCGGUUGCUUCUUUUAUUGUGGACAUUGCACAAGUAAUUAUCAUUGCAUUGCUGCUUUAUCUUUGAACUGCAUGUUUGGCUUUUUCAAGUUCUGCAAACUACUUCCCACUCACUUCGAAAAUGAUAAAUUAUCUCACCAUUAAUUGCUCCCUGAAGUAAUGACACGGCCAUAAAGGAAAGUAAGUAUUCUAUUUCCAAUACACUUCAGAAUCUAGCCACAAUGUUCUCUUGGAUUAUGAUUAAUAAUAUAUAUGCAUGCUUGUUAUUUGUGAAAUAGUGUAACAGAUUAUUCUCCAUUCUGUCUGAAAAUGCUUUGCAUACUUGUUUGCAUUUAUUUAUCAUUUGAUAUUGAUUUGCAUAUCUUCUCAUUUUGGGCCAUUGAUAAGGUGCACCAUUAUUUGUUAUUUUUUUAUUAUUAUUUUUUUAAUACCAAGUAAUAUGAAUAAGUUCAUAAGUACAGGGGGAAAUGACAGAGGAGAAAAAAAUUGGAAGGCUGAAAGACCUUGCUAAAUGACUAAAAGAAAGAGUUUGAGAUUAGGCCCGACUUUCAUCAAAAUUGGGCAGCAAUUUUCUACAAGGGUGGACAUUCUUGUACAAGAAUAUGUUGAUCAACUCUCUGAAUUUCAGGUCGGGUAUAUCAUGCAAGCUUGAAGGGACAGGAAAUUGUGAUUAAAGUGUAGAGACCUGGUUUGAAAGAACUUUUGACAUUGAUUUGAAGAACUUGAGGAUUGAUCUUAUGCAAAACAGUGAAUAUAUAUAUAUAUAUAUUUGUAAAUCAUUAUGCAUCCAGAGCAAAGUGGCUGCUAGUUCACUUUGCAAAACAUUGACCAUCAUAACUAUCUCAUCAUUCUGAUAUUCAGGUAAUAGCUGAAUACCUCCAGAAGGUGGAUCCUAAGUCGGAGAGAUUGGGUUGCAGUUUAUGAUGAUUGUGCCUCGUGUAUCAGGUUAUGUUUCUCUAUGGUUCCAUUAUUGAAUCAGUAUUGAUGUGAUUGAUCCACAUUAUUCACUUUAAUGAUAAAAAUUUUCAGUUUGAGUCAAUUCUAAAUGAUAAGUUAAUGAUAAUGACUGAUAUAUGCCAAACAUAUUCUGUUCUGGUUUUUUAAUUCCAAAGUCGAUACAGCAAAGUUGAUGUAUAUUUUUUAAUGCUAAUUGGGCAAGCAUCAUGAUUAAGUUCUCUUUUUUUUUUCCUCUCUUUUCCCCAUGCAUCAUGACUGCUGAGGCACACAGGCACUGUUUUUGCUGGUGUGAUGCACUCUCAUAUGUAGACCCAUGAUUACUUUCCAAUUAGGUGAACUGUUCUUUAUCUUGAUAAAAAUUGCUACUUUACAUAAUAAAACUUAGACCACUUGGAAAAAUACCAACCUCAACUGAUAGCACCAUUUGGAGCCCAAAGCACAUAUGGCAGACUUGGCAGUAUAAUGAACCACUCGAGAAAGAUUUUCUGUAAACACUACUAAAAAAUGCAUUUAUCUGCUUUUAGAUUUGAUAAUACCGUUGCUUUCUUUAGGAGAUAGAUUGCACCAGAGAAGCAGCUAAUGCCAAACAAUUUUCCAAGAACUUUGGAAUUAUGGAUUAUGCAAUGGUGCCAAAUAUCUUCUGGGAGUACAUCACCCCACUU
Messenger RNA from Dioscorea cayenensis subsp. rotundata (Guinea yam), 3730 nucleotides. Its product is annotated as CRS2-associated factor 1, mitochondrial. Gene Ontology annotation, molecular function: RNA binding. Lineage: Eukaryota; Viridiplantae; Streptophyta; Magnoliopsida; Dioscoreales; Dioscoreaceae. The transcript has 7 exons. Gene Ontology annotation, biological process: Group II intron splicing. The record is from RefSeq and is a predicted model, not a curated record. Bases 35 to 1288 code for a protein of 417 amino acids.